Molecule: messenger RNA, 882 nt
Organism: Elgaria multicarinata webbii
Lineage: Eukaryota; Metazoa; Chordata; Lepidosauria; Squamata; Anguidae
Product: protein huluwa-like
Exons: 3
Coding region: 1-813 (270 amino acids)
Source: RefSeq, a predicted model, not a curated record
AUGGAGCCGCUGCCGCCGGGCGUGGCGGGCCAGGUGCAGGCCGUGCAGCGCACGCUGCAGCUGCUGCUGGGCCUGCUGGCGCCCUGCCUGCUGCUGCUCGUGCUGCUGACCUGCCUGCUCGUGCUGCGCUGCAGGCCCAGCUGCCGCCGGGUGGGCCCGGCUUCCCCCGCGCUCUCCCAGGUGGUCCCGGGCGGGGCUGCGGCCGGGCUCGCGGGCAAGCCGCUCCCGCCGCCGGGGCGCCCCGCGGGCUCGUCCGGCGCCAGGGGGCCCGGGGCCCGGCCCAAGCGCCCCUGCUGCAGCCCGGCGCCGCCGCCGCCCAGGGCCCGGCCCAAGCCCGGCGCGGGCGGGCCCUCCUCCGGGCUCCUCAGCCGACUGCCCACCUUGGCGCCCCCCAACUCGCCUGCCACCACCUCAGGAAGCGCUGGCGUCCCAGAUGGCGCGUUGAGCAGCUGCCUCACCAGCACCCAGAACAAGCUCCGUAGAUGUGGCCGGUCAGCCUCCGUGCCCCGCUUGCACUCCGUGUCUUUUGAGUACGGAAGCAGCAUCCCCCUGAGGGAGGACCAGAGGGCCCAGCUCAGCUCGGCCAACUUCACCACCUCUCAAGGGCCGGGCCUGGACUCGGACUUCGGAGUCAGUGCAGGCGUCUCCGUGAGGGUUUUGUCCUCGGAUAGCGAAGGAAGCCCAAACACACCCCUGUUGUGUCGCCAGCAUUCAGAGAGGUUUGAGUGGGACUAUUAUGACCCAAGCUACAAGAGGAAGGCUCAGCUCCACCAUCAGCUGCCUCACAUCUGUAGCAAGCAGUACUGGCUAUAGCACAAGGUGGCAAAGGUGGGCAGUGGGGUAUGAGAGCUGCCAAGAGGAUUCGGUCCUUCUCAUGGGGAG